Molecule: messenger RNA, 4673 nt
Organism: Sphaerodactylus townsendi
Lineage: Eukaryota; Metazoa; Chordata; Lepidosauria; Squamata; Sphaerodactylidae
Gene: GTPBP6
Product: GTP binding protein 6 (putative)
Exons: 10
Coding region: 93-1619 (508 amino acids)
Cellular component (GO): cytoplasm
Molecular function (GO): GTP binding; ribosome binding
Source: RefSeq, a predicted model, not a curated record
AGCAGGGAGACCUUUGUUUCACUGGGGACUUGUUUUGGGAGAGGACCGUGGUAUCUAGGGGGACCGGAUAAGUGUUACACGCGUGAGUCCAUAUGGGUUCUCGGUGGCGGCAGCUGCUGCAGCUGCGUCGGGGGUUUCGUGCAGUUUUUCGUCUUUCGCCUGCUUGUUGCCGAGUGCCUCGCCCUGUCAAGUUUUUGCAUGCCAGUUCUGUCAACUGCCGCUUCCUGGGGUCAGGCAAUGGGCCCGCUGGAGGAAGGCCGGAUAAGGACGGCGGUGAAUGGGGGACCGGAGAGGGCGAGGAGGACAGCGAAGAGGAGGGAGAGGAAGACGAAGAGUUUGAAGUCGAGGAUGAGGAGCUGCGAGAAUCGGCGCUGCCCCCUCUGCCCCUUGGUGUGCAGCACGUGUUUGUGGUCCAUCCAGCUGUGAAAUGGGGGCCAGGCAAGGCUCGGUUAACCACAGGUGUGAUGCACACUGUCAGGCAACAAACACGCGAGGCAACAAACAAUGCAGCUGAACUUCAGCUAGCUGAAGCUGUUGCACUGAUAAACACCAUUCAAGAUUGGACUGUUGUAGAGAAAAUGAUUCUUUCUACAAAAAAUGCAGACAAGCUUUUUAUCUUCGGCAAAGGGAAUCUCCAGCUUCUGACUGACAAGAUUAAAGAAUUGCCAUGUGUAUCAGCAGUCUUUGUGAAUGUAGAAAGACUCUCUCUUCGUACCAAGAAAGAAUUUGAACAAGCCUGGGGAGUGGAGGUUUUCGACAGAUACUCAGUUGUUCUUCAUAUUUUCCGCCGCAAUGCUCAGACUAAGGAAGCAAAACUUCAGAUAUCAUUGGCUGAAAUACCAAUUCUGAGGACCAAUUUGAGAAAUGAGGUUGCUCAGAUGGAUCAACAGAGGGGUGGAUCAAGAUACAUUAUGGGUUCUGGUGAAACAUUCAUGGAAGUGCAACUUCGCCUUUUGAAAGAAAAGGAAGCUAAAAUUCGAAGGGCUCUGGAGAGGCUCAGAAGAAAAAGAUCCUUACUUAGAAAACAACGGAAAAAGUGUGAAUUUCCUAUUAUUUCAGUAAUGGGCUACACUAACUGUGGGAAAACUACUCUGAUCAAGGCCCUUACUGGAGAUUUAGGAUUAGAGCCUCAAGAUCGAUUGUUUGCCACACUGGACAUUACAGCUCAUGCUGGCUGUUUGCCAUCACGCCUCACCGUUCUUUUUGUGGAUACUAUUGGAUUUCUCACUCAGUUGCCCCAUGAUCUUAUUGAAUCAUUUUCGGCUACGCUAGAAGACGUAGCCUGCUCGGAUUUAAUUGUCCACGUGAGGGAUAUUAGCCAUCCAGAAACCACCCUCCAGAAGGAAAGUGUGCUGUCGGUUCUCAGGAAUCUCCAUCUUCCCAGUCAGUUAAUGGAGUCAAUUAUUGAAGUUCACAACAAAGUAGAUUUGGUAGACAGUUACCAUCCUACUGAACCAAAUGCCAUAGCCAUUUCUGCUCUCUUGGGGCAUGGAUUAGACAACUUGAAAGAGGAAAUUGAGAGGACAGUUUUGAAAAUAACUGGGAGGCAGAUUCUGACAAUUCAAGUUGAUUUAUCUGGACCUCAGCUCAGGUUGUUGCUUCUUUAUCCAGCGAUUUAGACAUGGAAGGGCAUGGAGCGUCAUUUUCUUUAUAGAAUAAUGGAGAUGUGCCAGAAUGUACCCCAAAUCUCCAGUAAGAUUGAUUCCUGCAACGAAUAAUCCACCUGUAUGAAAACAAAACAAAGAGUUGCCACCGUGUCUGUAAUAUGCCUUCCUGUGGGCAUGACUAACACUGUGGGUAAUCAGUGUUUGAAUUUUCUCACUAUAUUUAAAAGUUUAAUUUCAGGCACCUCCAUCAAAACCUCCAGUGAUGGCGAACCUUUUAGAGAACAAGUGCCGGGGUGGAGCAAGGGAAAACUGUGUCCAGGGCAUGUGUGCACCCUGCACCCCUGCCUGCCCCUGCCCUGCCCUGGAACACCCCGAAACACCCCGUCACACUCCUGGAACACCCUCGCCACGCCCCUGCAGGGACACGCCCCCAGUUCGUUGCGUACCCCUAGCUCCCUUGACACUAUGCCACUGCUGAGUGCCCAAACUGGGGCGAUGGCGUGCGUGCCCACAAAGAGGGCUCUGAGUGCCACCUCUGGCACCCAUGCCAUAGGUUCGCCACACUGGUUUAAUCUGUCCACUCUUGCAUGGUUCACCCAUUAAUCUCUUAUCCCUUUCCCACUCUUAGGAAUUUGGGAAGGAAAAAGAUUCCUCCCCCGUCCCCACACCCAUAGGGAGAAUUCUAACUUGGGCCGAUGCAGAGGCGUACCAGGGGUAAAUGGUGCCCAGAGACACAUUGUCUCCGGGUGCCCCCCCUUGGGGGGUGGAGACAGGCACCUUCAACCCGGCCCAUGUUCAUGUUGAUAACGACAUGUGUGAGUUGAGGGUGCUCAGACACAACAGCAGGAGGAAGUCCUGCUGCCUCGUCAUCUUCGAGGGCCCUCAACCCCACCCAUGUGUCAUGGACAUAGGUGGGGUCAGGGGUGCCCAGCUCGACACCCCCACUGCCGUCUUCCUGGUCACGUGGGGAGGCAAUUUUGUGCCCCCCACAUGACCAGGAGAGUGGUGCCCGGGGGCAAGAGGUACCCCUUGCCCCUAGGCAAAUAUGCCACUGGGCCGAUGCAUCUGAAAUUUAGCUUUCAAAAGAUGCUGGGAGAUAUAUUUUUAAUCAAUUUGACUCUGUAUUCACACAGCAUAGAGUCCCAUUCCUUUAUAUUAAUUAAAGAUAAAGGAGCAAACUAUCCUUGUACCAGUAUGCUGCUGCAUUUGCAACCCAUGCACAUUGAAAGCAGUCCACAGAGAUACUUGUAACUAAUCUCCUAACAUGGCAGACUGAAGUUACCAGUAGAUUCUCUCAUCAUUUUCUAUAUCAAGGGGUAGAGGAGAUCCAACAUAGAUAAUUGCAACAUCUUGUCACUUUGAACCGCAGAUUAAGGUGCUAAAGAGCCAUUCUACUUGGCAGUAAGCGCCUUACCUCUAGGAGCAACAUUGUCCAAAUAGUGCACUGUUGUCUAGAUUCAAAUCAAACAGUUUGCACUACAUUGGCUCUCCAAUAUUGAUUAACUGGUGCAAACACAGCCCAUUAUAAUCAGCUGUUUUCAUGUCUUUGUUUUGUUAAUUUAGUAGACCUUUAUAAAGAAUAAAGAAAUAGCAUAAAAUAGCUCUACAGAUAUAAUAGACAGCUGUUGAAUCUCUCUAAAUGCAUCCUAACAGUGUCCAUGCACAUUUGAAGUAAAAACAAAGGGUUUCAGUUAUCCGGUUCACCCUGUCUCCUUAAAUGUGAUCAGAGAAAAACCAAUCUUCCUUUAAAGUUAUAUAUUAUAUGGCUCCGAUCAAGCUUUAUGGAAAUCCUUCUUUUAAAAUGAUAAAAGCAUGUCAAUCUUUGACAGUCUAGAGAACAAGCCAGAUAGAGCUUUGAAACAUGGUUUGCAGAAACAAAAAUGCAACAGAUACCUGGGCGUCCACCACUUUUCCUUAGCUCCAAAUACUGGACAAGUUUUCUUGCUGUGGUCUUAUUUCCCCACCAGUAUGGAAUUUUAGGCCAUAACUCAGAGUGCUCUGCCACUUGUACAAUAUCUUCAUAUGAGACAAUAACCUGAUAGCCAUUAGCCCACAUGAGCUGUAGGGUUGGAACCACCUGAAAGAGAGACAUUGCUCUAUAUUUGUGUGGCCACAAUGAAUGUGGCCACUGCACAGAAAUUCAAAUGUUAAGGCAUGCAUCCUUUAUUAUAUUUCUCUAACUUGAAUUUAAAAUUCAUAAACAGGAGAGAUUAAAUAGCAAAAGAGGCAUUUUUUUCUGAAUACUAAGAAUCACCAUACGUUUGUAGGAUUUUUUCCCAUAUGUGAAUUUUCUAACUUCAUAAAAGGCCUUCAGUUUUUUGCUAGGUAGGCAGUCUCCUUACAUAAAUACCCUCAUUUAUAUUUUUUAAAGCUAAUGUAAGGGGGGAAAAACUUUCUUAGAUGAAACAUUUCAGAAUAUCUUUCAUAAACAUUGUGUUUAUUUUUAAGCAAAAUCAAUCACUCUUUGUUUCCAUCUGCCUCCAUAAUAUUAGAAGGAAAGAAAGGAAAAAAGGAAAGGAAAAAGACCCUUGACAGAACAUCUUGCUCUGUGUCUCCCAUAUAGUUUUUUUUUGUUCACAGGUUCCCAAGAAAUACAACUAAACUUCUUGAAAUCCAAGAGUUCUGUACAUCAUCCCCUCAAGCAGACCAGUCCCAUUAUCUACACCUCAGUACUUGAGGACUCUUCCCCCAUACACACACAUUCAACAAAGUGCCUCUAUAUGAUGUGAUUACUGGUGCUGAACUGACUGGUCAUUUCCUGUUUAAGAAGUGAAAGACAAUUUUAAAAGAGAAGAGUUCUGUCUUUUCUACACACUGUUCUAAGUGCAACAAAAUUCACAUAGCCUCGGCCUAUAGCUGUGAUCCAACUUACAGAAAUGUGUACUGGCAUUUUUGAAUAAAUUCCAUUGCUCUCAUGGAAUUUAAUCGCCAUUAAUGCCCUAAUUUGAUCAGCUAUUUAAUUUCCACACCAAAACUGAAAAUAUCUUAGAUAUAGUAGUGAAGAGAUUUGAUCACUUUGUAAGUAAGGUAUAAGUUUACAUUUAAAGAUAAAGGUUUAUUAUUGUU